Manihot esculenta (cassava) is the source of this 1052-nucleotide messenger RNA. RefSeq lists its product as uncharacterized. The record is from RefSeq and is a predicted model, not a curated record. NCBI's taxonomy places the organism in Eukaryota, Viridiplantae, Streptophyta, Magnoliopsida, Malpighiales, Euphorbiaceae. The transcript is spliced from 4 exons. Bases 36 to 1052 code for a protein of 338 amino acids.
CAAAAUAAUUUUUUUGUCAAUUAUUCUUUUACAGCAUGCAGCCUUCUGAUCCGAUUGCUAGGCGGAUUACCUUGAUCUUCAAGGAAAAGUUAGUAGCAGAUGGCUUUUGUUGGAAGAAUGUACCAGAAGAGGUUAAAGAAUUCUAUUGGCAAGAAUUUAAGAAACACUUCUUAUGGGAGGAGGCAAUAGAACAGCUUAUGAAGAUAGCUUGGAGGAAGAAAGCUGUCGAGCGGUAUCGUAGCCUUAUGUGUAGCGUAAGGAAUGGGAAGGAGAAGAGACUAUCACUGACAGAAGGAGUAAUAGAUGCAUGGCAAUCCGCUUGGGGAGCAACUGAGUAUAAAGAGAAAUGCAAAAAAUUCUCAAAUAACAGAAAGAGUGAAACAGGUGGGCAAGGCGCUGGCCCAUCAAGACAUUGUGGAGGAUCCAUAUCUCAGUAUAGGCAUCAACAACAGAUGCGCGAAAGACUAGGCAGAGAUCCUCUACCUCAUGAGUUAUUUGAGGCUACGCAUAAGAAGAAGGGUUCCUCAGAGUUUGUUGAUGCACGCUCAAAGGCCAUUCAUGACCGCUUUCUGACUUUGAAAGAGCAAGCAUCACAGAUAGAUAAUGACAGUAGUCAGGCAUCCCGCAUUGAUGAGGCUCAGUUAUACUUUGAGGCAGUAGGUGGAGAGAAAAAAAGAAGGGUGUACGGUCUUGGAUCACAGGCUUCAGUUUUCUUCCCAAACAAGACUUCUGCUAAUACAUCCUUCACAUCAGCUCAGCAAAAUCAGGAUCUUCAAGAUGAAAUGGCUGAUCUCAGAUGCAAGCUACAGGAGCGUGAGGAUAAUGAACAAGCAUUGAUUGAGCAAAAUGUGCGGAUUACCUCUGAGCUCUCACAGGUGAAGGAUUUACUUAUGCAGCUUGUGAGUGAAAGACAAGGGAACCAGCCUUCAGCUCCCGGUGAGGGAACUUCUGCACAGCCUGCACAGCCUGCACAGCCUCCUGAUCAAGCAGAUGAAACUAAUGAUGAGGACGAGGACGAGGACGAGAACACUACUGUAACAGCCCGGACGUGA